Porites evermanni is the source of this 1317-nucleotide messenger RNA. NCBI's taxonomy places the organism in Eukaryota, Metazoa, Cnidaria, Anthozoa, Scleractinia, Poritidae. The record is from the annotation of a GenBank genome assembly.
AUGAAUAGAGCAGGAUACAAAGAACUUCAGCAAGAAGACCAACUAGACGGCUUGGAUAAACAGACCACCGUGAGACACGGAAAAUAUCAAGAAGAAAACCUCGCCUCAUCAUGCGAAACCUUCUGGAAUAUAUGCAAUACAAUUCAAGGGUUACCAAUUUUGGUUAUCCCUUAUGCUUUCAAAGAUGGUGGCUAUUUAGCGCUUUCAACUUUACUACUAGUUGCUGUUGCUUCAAACUACACUGGAAAAACUAUUGUUAACUGUCUGUACGAAGCAGACCACGAGAGUGGCAAAAGAAAACGGGUCCGCAAUUCGUACGCAGAUGUUGGAAACGCUUUCUUUCCGAAUAUUGGUGGUUAUCUUGUCCUUGGUACACAGUUCUUGGAGCUUCUUUUUGUCGCCGCUGUUUAUCCGUUGUUGGUUGGACAGUUACUAGCCAAGUCUUUUCCACACAUCGCCAUUCCCUGUUGGCUUUGGACACUGAUCGGUGGCAUUGCGUUUGUGCCAAAUAUUUUUCUUAAAAAUCUUUCUCAGGUGGCCUGGACAAGUGUACUAACAGUGCUGUCAGCCAAAGUCAUUUUCACUACAGUUCUCAUAUACAGUUUGUCGCAUUUUCAGAAAUGGGAGAUUAGUUCCUUAGAUCAGUUUGACGCCAGCACAUAUCCAUCUGCUUUAGGAAUACUGGUAGCAAGCUAUUUAUCACAACCAUUUGUACCUCUCAUCGAAGAAAGCAUGCGUUACAAGAAAAGAUUCAACUCACUGAUGAAUUUAUCUUAUGGCACAAUGACAUUACUAAAUGUCAUCAUUGGGCUGGUCGCUUAUCUCUCGUUUGAAUCUAAUACUCACGAAGUUGUCACUAAUAAUCUGCCAAAAGGUUCAUUCCGUCUUUCCGUCAACGUUAUGGCGGCCGUGUUAUCCUUCACAUCAUACACGCUGCCAAUGUUCACAAUUUUUGAAAUCGUGGAAAACUCUAACCUCCCUUGCCUACCGAUGGAUUUUGGUAAAUCUGUGUUAAGUCCAUCCGUUAUUGUUUUUCGCUUGUGGAUGGUAACAGUCAGUGUUUUAUUUGCGGCUACUUUUCCCGCCUACACUUACCUCCUGGCUUUUGUCGGCAGCAUUGCGGGAAUUAGUUUGGAGUUUAUUUUUCCUCCUCUUUUCCACCUUAAGAUUUACUCGUCAGAAAUGUCCUGGUACAGUUUUUUACUGGAUGCUGUGAUCCUACUUGUUGGGAGUGCUGUGUUGGUCACCGGAUCUAUAUUUUCGCUGCGUUCAAUAAUUCAAGCCUACAGCAAUCCUAUCAGUGGUAAUUGCGCCUGA